Messenger RNA from Penicillium macrosclerotiorum, 882 nucleotides. Its product is annotated as lipase family protein. Gene Ontology annotation, biological process: lipid catabolic process. The record is from RefSeq and is a predicted model, not a curated record. The transcript is spliced from 4 exons. The coding region runs from base 1 to 882 and encodes 293 amino acids. Lineage: Eukaryota; Fungi; Ascomycota; Eurotiomycetes; Eurotiales; Aspergillaceae.
AUGCCUAAAUCCAUCGAUUUCGCCGAGCGUCCCGCCGAACUAGUCCUAGCUAAGAAGCCCCAAAGAAGACAAGAUCAAUACAUCUCGUCCUCUGUGCUCGACGAGCUCACCCUGUUCGCUGAAUAUGCAGCCGCAUCGUACUGCAGCAACAAUAUCGACUCAACCGGCGAUGAUGUUACCUGCUCGGGAGAUUAUUGUCCCUUGGUGCAGUCCGCAGGCGCCAAGACCUUGUAUGAGUUCAACGACUCAACGGAAUGGGGAGACGUUGCAGGCUUCCUCGCUGUAGAUACGACCAACGAGCUGAUCGUAUUGUCGUUCCGAGGCAGUCGUAGUAUCAGCACUUGGAUUGCUAACUUGGACUUCGGUCUGACGGAUGCCAGCAGUCUCUGCGACGACUGUGAGGCGCACUCGGGAUUCUGGAAAUCCUGGGAGACCGUAGCGGACGACAUGACGGCACAGAUUGAAUCUGCGCAAAGUAGCUAUCCCAGCUAUACCCUGGUGCUGACCGGCCAUAGCUUCGGGGCCGCUGUGGCCGCGUUGGGCGGGACUGCGUUGCGGAAUGCCGGAUAUACACUCGAUCUGUACACAUAUGGCCAGCCGCGCGUGGGCAACGAAGCACUGGCGACGUACAUGACCGGCCAAGGCAGUCUAUGGAGAGUGACACAUGAAGAUGACAUUGUUCCCAAACUGCCGCCGAUGUCGUGGGGGUUCAGUCAUGCAAGCCCGGAGUAUUGGGUCACCAGCGACAACGAUGUGACGGUGACGACGAGUGAUGUCGAGGAGGUUGUGGGGGUUGAUUCCACUGAUGGAAAUGCAGGCACGUCUGGGGAGAGCAUCUCGGCACACAAUUGGUACUUUGUGGAAAUUGAUGGAUGCGACUAG